AUGGAGGCAGAGAGCGUGGGCCUCGGACUGCUGUCCCUGGCGCUCAGCGCCGGCGCCCUGGGUCUCCUGAUCUGCACCCGCGGCUGCAGGCGCUUCAAGAAAGGCGUCUGGUUUGCGAGGCAGAAGACCAGGGCACCGGCCCCGGCAGAGGAAGGUGAGCGGAAGCUGACGGUGGGCAGCCUAACCCAAGACAUCCUGAUGGAUUUCCCACACUCGGUGGCUGUGCAGAAGAGGGUUCUGAUCAACCUGCGGUUGGUGGAGGGCAGGCUGCAGGAGCUGCAGCAGUUCCUGCUGAUCAAGGGCACCACCCUGGCCCUGACCUCCCGGAACAGCAGGCCGUGCUGCCGGAACAGCCGCGUCCGCUGCCCAGGACAAUAAAUGACGUUUCCACUUC
Messenger RNA from Tachyglossus aculeatus (Australian echidna), 394 nucleotides. It is a transcript of the gene CT83, whose product is annotated as cancer/testis antigen 83. The transcript has 2 exons. The record is from RefSeq and is a predicted model, not a curated record. Bases 1 to 378 code for a protein of 125 amino acids. Lineage: Eukaryota; Metazoa; Chordata; Mammalia; Monotremata; Tachyglossidae.